AAAUCCUGUUCGACUAUUUAUUUGUGCUUGCAGCCAAGAUGGACCCGUUCUCUUCAAACCGAUACCGAUACAAGUCACAUAGUGUCGACUAUCCUUACGAACCACAGUACAAAUAUCAAAAGAGUUGGUUACCCAUACUAAGAGAAAUCUACACGGACCGCAUGGACACCCACACGGACGCCAGACUACUUUUUGAUGCCAUAAAGAAGGGGAAAUACCGCCUGGCCAAAUUUAUACUGGACGCUUCCCCGAGUGAUUUGGCCAAUUCAACAGACUUAAAGGGCAAGAACCCCCUCACUCUAUGUUGUCAGAUCAAGGAACAGAUGCAAAGGAGCGAGAUGAGCCUGCUGUUCCUGGAGAAAGGAACGGACGUGAACUCUCAAGAUGACCACGGACGCACGACGAUGAGUUACGCGUGCGAAACGAAAUGUAAUGAUAUCGUCGACAUACUUGUCAGACAGAACGACGUCGAUCCCGAUCUGGAGGACCUCAAAGGCAAUACACCGCUCAUAUACGGCUCUAUAGUCGGAAAUGAUGUCGCCACGGAUUUGUUGACUCGCAACUUCCGGCGACUUGGGUUGGAGAUUGAUCAUGCGAACAAAAACGGUUUCACAGCUCUCUUGACUGCAGCCAAGCACGGGAACAUCUCUUGUGCCCGAAUCCUUGCCCAGCAAGGUCAGGCUUCGCUCCAUGUCAGGGACAAAGUACAUGGCUACUCUGUUCAAGAAUGGUUAAAACUCGGCGGAUAUACACUCGAAGAUAUAGUUUCAGAGAAAAAAAUAAACCAGUUGAAGUUUAAGCCCAAAUUUGUCAACGCACUCAGCAUCACACGACUCUCAAUUCCAAACAGUUAUAACACUGGUGAUGAUACCAGUGAUAACGACGACCAUCGUGGCGAGGUCGAACGGUACAGUGGUCACAGAGACGAGAGAAGGAGUAUCCACCGACAGUCUAGCUAUAGAGAGGACAGGGGCAGCCGUAGGGACAACAUAGAUCGUAGAGGCAGUCACCGGGAAGACAGGCGAGGCAGCCCGCGUGAUGACAGACGAGGAAGUCCGCGUGAAGACCGUCGGGGCAGUUUCCGACAGGAGCAUCGGAAUAGUCAGAGGGAGGACAAAAGGUCCAGUUUCAGAGAUGAGAAACGAGAGAGUUUGAGGAGAUUGAGAAAACAGCAAAGUACUGAAAAAGAACGUAAGGAAAUGUUAAGCCGGGAGAUCGUCGACCUGAUCGAGUCAAACGGGAACUCCGGAGAGAGCACACUGAUAAUCGACCCGAGUUUACCGGUUUCGAAUUCCAUGCUGAGAAGGAAAAGUUUGAUGAGUGUGAUCGACCCGACGGUACUGAAGAACGUCAUCGUCCUGCCUCCCAUCAACAAGCUGCAACUCGACGAUUCCGACCCUAGCGACACGGACGCUGAUAACACAGAGGUCGACGACUACGAGCAAAACACCGUGCAACGGAAAGAUUUCAUUUGUGCGAGAACCGAUCUCGUGCGUAAUGACGACGAUGAUGACGACAGUGAAACUGUAUACACUAGUAAGGAAGAUGAUCGGGCGCCGAUUUUCUGAAGGGAUAUCUUUCAAAGAUUGGUAUCCUCAUUUUCGGUUAUUACUGUUCACGAUAGGUGGCCGUGAUUGUAUAGAAACACGCGGGUAAUUUGUAUCUAUAUAUAACGUCGAGUGAUUUUUGUCUGAAAACUUCCCACUAAACGCGUUUAAUCAUUCCUUGUAUCCGUGUAUUUUUACAAUGUCCGCCAUUCGUUGAACACAAAACAGACCUUUGUUUCGAAAUGCGAUUCUGAUAUCCGACCAACCUGUCAAUCUCCAACACCAAAACACUAAAAGUGUCACCUUGACAGCUCGGAAUCCACUGACAAACUAAGUAGGCUUACUAUGGUAAUUGACAGUCACUGGAAGAUGUUAAGAACAAUAUAUUUCGGUUAACAAACGAAGAAAUCAAGACAAUGAUUAAACAAUAUAAUAUUUAAAAUGUAUGUGUUUAUGGCCUGUGAUAAUCGGAUGUUAUAAACUGUCGUUUUCGUUCACAGAUGUGACGUGACGCUGACGUAACGUUGUGUCCCGUUCAUUAGACGGCGCCACAAACGGUUAGUUUGCAAUGUUAGCGCAGCAAAAUCGAAUCUUGCUAUCAAGGGAGUUACAGUGGCAUUUAUUCAAUUUAAACCAGAGUUACUGCCCGUCCUACUCGUCCUGUGGUACUGGGUGUAGUGAUUAUUAUCAUACGAAGGUGAGAUACAUCAUUUACAUUUGUGAAUUUAUUUUCAAAAUUCGUUCUAUAUUGCAUAAAAAUAUCUUUUCCAAACAUCGAAAAAUAUAUCAAUCGUUUUUUUUUUUAUAAAAACGUUAAUAUAUAUAUGCAACUCCAAGUGAAUUUACACCUUUUAUACACCGAAACACGUUUUCUCGUAAACUGAUUGUGGUAUUAAGGUGACAAACUGUGAUGUUAGGUACAGUCGGGAACCUUGAUAAUCCGGACAAGUGAUAGACUGUGAUGUUAGGCACAGUCGGGAACCUUGACAAUCCGGACAAGUGGUAGACUGUGAUGUAAGAAGCAAUCGGGAACUUUGAUAAUCCGGACAAGUGAUAGACUGUGAUGUAAGGUACAGUCGGGAACCUUGAUAAUCCGGACAAGUGAUAGACUUUGAUGUUAGGUACAGCCGGGAACCUUGAUAAUCCGGACAAGUGAUAGACUUUGAUGUUAGGUACAGCCGGGAAACUUGAUAAUCCGGGCAAGUGAUAGACUGUGAUGUUAGGUAUACAUCCGGAAAACUUGAUAAUUCGGGCAAGUGAUAAACAGGGAUGUUAGGUAAAGUCGGGAACUUUCAUAAUGCGGACUAUUGGUAAACUGUGAUGUGAGGUACACUCGGGAACCUUGAUUAACCGGACAAGUGAUAGACUGAGCUAUUAUACAUAGUGGGAAACUUCAUAAUCCGGACAAGUGAUAGACUGUGAUCUUUGGUGUAUACUCAGAAACCUUUUACGAGUAAGUAGGCAGUGUUAUUUCGUUCAGUAGAAAGUUUAUGUUACCCACUGUAAAACCUUAAUAGUGUGGACUUAUUUUAUCCGAAAAUCUCGCUUUCUGGAGGCUUUAAUCAAGUGUACAAUAGAUCAUUUUGUUCUUUUGUUGUCCGCUCGAAUAAGUUAUCACAGAAAUGUUAUUGAUAACAUGUCCAGAUUAGUAGGGAAAUUUUAAUACAAUAUAUCAACCACGUGCUACUUUUAUGUUAUGAUUUUAUUGAGAACCAGAGGUCAGACGUAAUAUAUGUAGGGUCGGUAUCUGUAGUGCUGUGUUGUGUCUUACUCUAUAUAGACAUUGGUGACAUCAUCCUUAGUUUAACAUAGAUAUUGAACUUUCUGAAUAAGGCAAGUAUUUGAAAGUAUAUAUUGCAUGUUUUGUAAAACGUGUAUAGAGAUAGUUGACAAAAAUGCCAGUGAAAACAGUACCAGUCACUUCUCUCAAUUAGAUCAUUCCUCGUAACUAACUCUCUGAAAUCAAUGUUAUUUAUUUUGUAUUUAUCCCAAUAAGACAGAUUCAUUGUGAUUAAAAAUAAGUUUUUUUCUAUGAAGACCUUGAUCAUUUUUACUACAAAUGGUUAAUUUAAUGGAAUUGUAUAAUUGCACGUUGAAAAGCGUAAAGGUCAUGGACGAAGGCUCGCGAAUAAAAUGUAAACGGACAAAUUUAUUGCAGAAACAAAGUUGUGGGAUAAACAUAUUCGUUGACUAAAUACAGUUAAUUAUCAUUUCACCCUUUUAGUUAGCUUUUAUAACAGCCACAGCAGAUAAACCUCGCGUCUUUUGUAAAAAAAAAAAAUGAACUCACGAUAUUGGCUGAACACAUCGGGUAACUAACGUCAAUUUUUAUGAAUCUUCAUGCAUUGUUUUGUGGUUUCUUUUUAUUUGUGAAUAUGAAACAAAUCAAUGUUUAGUUUUAAUUGUCUAACUUAUAAACAAUUAUAUAUGUGUACAUUUUCUUACUUGAAAUAUAUAUUUGUGUUGUUGCUGUAUGGUAUACAAUAAUUCUUAACGAAUCGGCAUUGAUUGUAACCUACAAUAAAUGUUACCACUCGGAACUUCUCUUCUGUUAAUAUUUCACUUUAGUAAAUAAUGGUGAAAGUCGUCUUCAGCUGGUCAACAGGCGAUGUUAAUAGUAAAUCAAGAGCUGUUCGAGUGGCAAAUAAAAGGGGAGGUAAGUUUCAUAUUAUAUCUUACGUAUUUGAGAAAUAAGUUUGCAAUGCAACUGGAAAUAUACACGUAUCUACACUUGUGAAUAAAAAAAAAAU
Molecule: messenger RNA, 4297 nt
Organism: Mizuhopecten yessoensis (Yesso scallop)
Lineage: Eukaryota; Metazoa; Mollusca; Bivalvia; Pectinida; Pectinidae
Exons: 3
Coding region: 39-1568 (509 amino acids)
Molecular function (GO): protein binding
Source: RefSeq, a predicted model, not a curated record